Molecule: messenger RNA, 630 nt
Organism: Didymodactylos carnosus
Lineage: Eukaryota; Metazoa; Rotifera; Eurotatoria; Philodinida; Philodinidae
Source: the annotation of a GenBank genome assembly
AUGUUCUGGCAAUCGAUAACCCCGUUUUUUAUCGUAUUAACCCUGACAUUAAAGUCUACAUUGGGUUAUUAUGCCACUGUUGAUGCUCAUUCUGAAGAAUGUUUUUUUGAAAAGAUGACAUCUGGAACAAAAAUGUUAUUGAUAUUUGAGGUCAUAGAAGGUGGAUUUUUGGAUAUUGAUGUUAAGAUAACUGGUCCGGAUAAUAAAGAAAUUUAUAAAGGUGAUCGUGAAUCAAGUGGAAAAUCAACAUUUUCAGCACAUAUGGACGGUAUUUAUACGUUAUGUUUUGGUAAUCAAAUGUCAACUAUGACACCAAAAAUGAUUAUGUUUUCGAUGGAUCUUGGCGAAACACCAAAACUCGAUGUGGGGGGUGUACAAGGCGCCGAUAAUGUGACGCUCCAUCACAAUAAACUUGAAGAAAUGGUUAAUGAACUAUCCGCAUCAUUAACAAAUGUGAAACAUGAGCAAGAAUACAUGGAAGUACGAGAACGUAUACAUCGAGCAAUUAACGAAAACACAAAUACACGUGUUGUUAUGUGGUCAUGUUUUGAAGCAUUCAUUCUAUUAGCAAUGACAUUUGGUCAAGUAUAUUAUCUAAAACGUUUCUUCGAGGUUCGUCGAGUAGUUUGA